AUGUGCUCGGGUAUUGUGUGGGGUGGUAUACUAUUGGAAGUCGUUGGCAUGCUCAGUGGGCAAUGGGAUGGUCCGCAGAUAUUCCUGUACGGAGUUCUCUCCGGUGCCCUAUGGGGUACUGCCAACUUCAUCGUCAUACCGCUUGUUCGUAUAUGUGGUCUGGCCCUUGGGUUCUCUCUUUACCAUAUCAUCAACCUGAGCUGGGGAUACUGUCUGUCACGUUUUGGUCUCUUCGGUAUGGACCGCGAUGUCGGUCGAAUUCCGGUUAUGCGUGACGUUGGUGUUUUCGUGCUCCUUUUCUCUUUCGCCGUUCUCUUCUUCGUCGACCCGGAGGAGUCCCCGGAUGAGUCCGAGUCGGCCUCCA
Molecule: messenger RNA, 364 nt
Organism: Perkinsus marinus ATCC 50983
Lineage: Eukaryota; Perkinsozoa; Perkinsida; Perkinsidae
Exons: 1
Biological process (GO): carbohydrate transmembrane transport
Cellular component (GO): membrane
Molecular function (GO): carbohydrate transmembrane transporter activity
Source: RefSeq, a predicted model, not a curated record